AACUUGCGGCAUUGUUGGGUUGUGUUCGUUGAAUGUGACAAGAGUCGAGUCGCGGCGGGUGUUGAGUACCUACAUAUUAUAUAUACUAUAGAUAUAGAUUUGUGUGAUCGUUGCAAUGGAACUGCGUCGCUUUGUUUUGCUUGGCAUUUUGCUGUUGUUUGUGAGCGCUGUGGCGGCUAGAUCGCGCGGACGGCCAAACAUUUGCCUGCAGCCGCCGCCAAGGUCGGAAGGUGUUUGCACUAUCGAAAUCGAAGGUUUCUACUUUGACUCGCGCACCAACGACUGUCAAAUGUAUGUGCUGGGCGGCUGUCACACCAUACCGGGGCAGAGUUUCGGCUCGCGACAGGAUUGCAUAGACACUUGUGUGCAUAUGACAAGGCGUCUACAGGAUUUGCGCUACAAUGAGUGAGCCAAGCGGCGCGCGAGAUGUGAGAGAUGAGCCAAAGGAAAGCGAUUAAAGAUGCCUUAUAAGUGUAUUACAUAAGAUAUGUGAAUUUAUAAAAUAUGUUUAUGCGUGGAAAAUAUUAAGAGAAAUCAAUGAAAUCAGAUAAAUCAGA
Molecule: messenger RNA, 557 nt
Organism: Bactrocera dorsalis (oriental fruit fly)
Lineage: Eukaryota; Metazoa; Arthropoda; Insecta; Diptera; Tephritidae
Product: PI-stichotoxin-Hcr2m
Exons: 2
Coding region: 116-409 (97 amino acids)
Molecular function (GO): serine-type endopeptidase inhibitor activity
Source: RefSeq, a predicted model, not a curated record